AUGGCAAGGCCGGUGCCCGGAGACUAUGAAGAGGUGUACGGUGACGAGUUGGAAGGGCUUUUAAUUCUACGUUCUGGACAGCACCAGAGCAUUGAAGCCUACGCCAUUUGCGAUUUUGUCUUCCAACUAGUACGCUGCACGCAGACUACAGUGUCACAUCUUGAGAAGAUCAGAAUCUUGGGUUUUGCGAAAUCAGAGUGGCAGUCAUGGCUGGCGUCGGCAGAAUCGAUACUCGAAGGGAUGGCAUAUGUUCCAAUUUUGCAGAACUUGACCACCAUCGACUUACAGCUGGAGAUGUUUCCUAACAGUGAGAAUAGUUGCAUGUUAAACCUUGUCGAAAUCACCGAGCAGAAUGCCAACCUCAAGGUCUUGAAAAUACGCACAAGCCCGAGAAGCAUUCGGUAUUACCGCACCAGCAGUGAGAAUUGGGCGCCGUUACUUCAACAGCUUGGAAACAAUCCGCCAUUCCGCCUCCGAACACUUGAAUUGGAUGGACUUAUUUCAAGUAAAUCGGCACCAUCUCUGGACCGUAUUAUCGAUACACACUCUCCAACUCUCCGCCGACUCGUCCUAGAGCAUACUAAUUUCCACUACCCAAAUACCCUCCAUGCUCUCUUCAGCUCUCUGGCCAAGUCAAACGUAGACUAUUUUAAAUCAAACUGGCUAUCACUCCCUGGAGGGUAUUACCUGUUAGCCUUGAGAGUGUAUUUCCAAACAGUUUUCGAUGAAGUCAUGGAGCCGACGUUUUCACAUGUCGAUGAGUGCGACGAUGAAUCUUGCUGGGACUGGGUCAAAGUAUUUUGGGAUGUCAGCAGUUUUGACACCCCAUUGGUGUUUGACAACGAAGAUGGCUGGCAUGGCGAGGGUUGGAUGAGACACUGCUUUAUGAACUCGGUUGCGUCUAUUAAUUGCGGCGCCAUGAUAGACUAUUGA
Bipolaris oryzae ATCC 44560 is the source of this 933-nucleotide messenger RNA. RefSeq lists its product as uncharacterized. Bases 1 to 933 code for a protein of 310 amino acids. The record is from RefSeq and is a predicted model, not a curated record. Lineage: Eukaryota; Fungi; Ascomycota; Dothideomycetes; Pleosporales; Pleosporaceae. The transcript has a single exon.